GUGGAGGACACGUCAAAUUGAUUUCCACACGCUGCAGCCUCCCGGUCAGACGAAUUUCUCCCAAUCGGAUGAAGUUCAAUCUGGGCCUGGGGUCGCGGGCGUGGAGAGUGUCCUGGGAGCGGGUGGCAGCGGCGGCGUCAGGCCCCGGAGCGCGCGGCGGCGCGCUAGGCGGCCGUACUCAGCGCGUCUCCAGCCCGCGGCCGGGCCGCCGCGGCUCCCGGCUCUCGCGCGCCCUCCCUCUAUGCCUCUCCAGCGGCGGCGACGGCGCCCGAGCUCUCCCGGACUGCGCCGGGCCCAGUCCGGGCCACCCCGGCGCCAGGCAGCUGGCUGGCCCGCGCGCUAUGGAGCAGACCUACGGCGAGGUGAACCAGCUGGGCGGUGUGUUCGUCAAUGGCCGCCCCCUGCCCAACGCCAUCCGCCUGCGCAUUGUGGAGCUGGCGCAGCUCGGCAUCCGACCCUGUGACAUCAGUCGGCAGCUCCGCGUAUCCCACGGCUGCGUGAGCAAGAUCCUGGCGCGAUACAACGAGACAGGCUCCAUCCUGCCUGGGGCCAUCGGGGGCAGCAAACCCCGCGUCACCACUCCCAACGUGGUCAAGCACAUCCGGGACUACAAGCAGGGAGACCCUGGCAUCUUUGCCUGGGAAAUCCGCGACCGGCUGCUGGCCGACGGUGUCUGUGACAAGUACAAUGUGCCCUCGGUGAGCUCCAUCAGCCGCAUCCUGCGCAACAAGAUAGGCAGCCUGGCGCAGCCUGGACCGUACGAGGCAAGUAAGCAGCCGCCGUCGCAGCCUACGCUGCCCUACAACCACAUCUACCAGUACCCCUACCCCAGUCCCGUGUCGCCCACGGGCACCAAGAUGGGCAGCCACCCUGGGGUCCCUGGCACGGCGGGCCACGUCAGCAUCCCGCGCUCAUGGCCCUCGGCACACUCGGUCAGCAACAUCCUGGGCAUCCGGACGUUUAUGGAGCAAACAGGGGCUCUGGCUGGGAGCGAAGGCGCCACUUACUCUCCCAAGAUGGAAGACUGGGCCGGCAUGAACCGCCCGGCCUUCCCGGCCACCCCCACAGUGAAUGGACUGGAGAAACCUGCUUUAGAGGCAGAUAUCAAAUACACUCAGUCGGCUUCCACCCUCUCGGCCGUGGGCGGCUUCCUCCCUGCCUGCGCCUACCCGCCCUCCAACCAGCACGGCGUGUACAGCGCCCCGGGCGGCGGCUACCUCGCCCCGGGCCCGCCGUGGCCGCCGGCUCAGGGCCCUCCUCUGGCGCCCCCCGGGGCCAGUGUAGCUGUGCACGGCGGGGAACUCGCCGCAGCUAUGACCUUCAAGCAUCCCAGCCGUGAAGUGCCCGACAGGAAGCCUCCCAGCCCAGGCACCAAGGCCCCGGACGCCCUCAGUAGCUUACACGGACUGCCCAUCCCGGCCUCGACCUCCUAGGGGCAGCUCUCCCCGGACCCGAGCCUGGAGGGAACGGCAGGCGGACCCGGGCGCACAGGUGUUCGCGGCGGCCCAGGCGAGCGGCGCGGGCAGGACCCGAGGACAGGUGGCGCAGGAACCGGCGCAGGCCCCCAGGGGCCGCCUCGCCAGCCCCCAGGCCCAGCCCUGCCUCUGGCAGGACCCAGCACACUCCCUUUAUUGGCCUGGGUUUUUAGGCUUCGCUGAACUUUGACUUUAGACUGUCGCAGCCUCCUCACAGUCCUUGCUCUGCCAGCCUCAAGUCUCUUUUUUGUCUCUCUCCGGUCCGUCUCGGUCUCGCCUUCGUCCCUCUUUCCUUCCCUUCUCUUUCUCUUUUCCUUCCUCCCUCCCUUCCACCCGGCCUUUCUCGACCUUCUGUCGCUCCCUCAGCCCUUCCACUCUCUUUUCCUUCCUUCGGCCUCCGCUCCAGUCCCGCUCCCCACUCCUCCCGCCUUCGCCUUAUCCUCUGUCUUCCCCUCUACAGGCUCUCAGCCCCUUUUUCCUGGUCCAUCCCCGUCGUGUUCUCUCUCUCUCUCUCUCUCUCUCUCUCUCUCUCUCUCUCUCUCUCUCUCUCUCUCUCUCUUUUUUCUCUGGGGAGCCCCAGUUAACCGCCCUAGUUCCCUUUGUUUUCACUGCUUCCCCAAGAGCCCUAGUGCCACCUCGGUGACAGUCCCUUCUACGGCACCUGGGACGUCAUAGCCCUCACUCCUCUGAGCAACCCCCAGCUCUAAUUGAGGGGAGCUCAAACCUAGCAAGUGGACAGAAAAGCCACAGCCUUUAUAUAUAUAUUUGUAAUAACAAACCCUAAAAAACCCUCCAUGAACCGUCCCCUCUCCUCACUCCCGGCAGCUUAUUGUUUGGAAAUCUGUUUCCUCACAGCCCUGUGGCCGCCGGCUUCUCUUCCCUUCUGAGAUGAUAUCACCCCAAAGAAGACUGGGGUAGGAGUAGGGGGCACCGGGGCUGUUGGUGUUUUCUGUGGUGUCCUGCAGGUGUCUCCUCCCACCCCCCCACUGGCAACACUUGCAAGGGAAUCCCACAAGUGGUAAACGCAUCAGCACUGUUUUUGGUGUUCAGGGGUCAGCACAUUUGUUAAUUUAAACCACAAACUGCUUCCAGGUACAGAGGUUCAUUUGGACUUCUGGUUUGCAAGGGAUGAGGGUUAAACACACACACACACACACACACACACACACACACACACACACACAAUCUUCUAGAGCCAGCUGCAAGAGCUGUUAACUGCUUCCAAUUUCCAGGCGAGCUGGUGGUGGGAUCCUGUACAUAGAGCAAUUCCGUAGUCAUAGCAAUAUCCAUGGCGAGUCUGACAUGGCCUGUUAAAGGUGGCUGCCUCUGAAUAAAGGAAAGUGUCUGGAAGGCGUGUGGUGAGCUGAGCAAGUCUGUUUCUGAGUGCAGUGUUGAGUUCGCACGCCGAAGCUGCUCUCUCCCCUGAGGUCCCAGGAUGAACAUUCUCAAGGGAAAUCAUUCUUUUGGUUUCCCCGUGAGCACCUGCAUUCCAGGUUGGUCAAGAAGUAGGAGAGAAAGCUAAAUGGAAGUGAAUGGGGAAGGCAUUUGCCAAUGGGGUGGGCAGCCCCUUCUCCCCUCACAAGGGAUGGACUUGUUAGUGAACCAGGAAAUGCCAGGUGAGCUCGGAGAAACUGAGCUGGAGAGGCAAUGUGCAGAAAUCAUCCUAAAAUGCAGUUAAUUCUGAAAAGAGAAAAAUGGGCAAAAGGCAAUGAGGCAGAAUGGAGUAUUCAUUCAGAACGUUUCUAGUAUUCUAAAAGCUAAGGAAACAAUCCCAGGGUACAAAUCUGUUUGACUUUCUAAAAACAGAUGGAAGAGAUUUUUGAAUUGAAGUUGCUGCUUGUGAGUGGAGCUAGCCACUUAGUGCAUGCCCUGCCCCCACCUAGGGGACCAGUGGUAAACUGGUUAUUUUUUUCAUCCGUUUCUGAUAGUACCUGUUGAAGGUACCAGUCGUAAAACAGUGCUUUCUUUUUUCCUAGAAAGUCCCUUCUUCUCAGAUUCAGUCUCUUGUCUUUUUAAAAAAAGUUUCAUUUUUGUAGAUAGUGCUAGUGAUGGCUAAAGAGUUGAUUAAUUUUCUCUGGACCACAUAACGAGGUACGGAUUAGAGGGCUUGUGCUUGGAAACUGAGUGACAGCAUCUCAUCAGAGAGGCAGGAUUGAGACUCAGACUUUGAGACUGAAGUCCUCAGCCUUCAGGGCAGCACAAUCUACACAAGAGCAUGUCAUACUGGUAAUAGAAAAAAAGCAUGACAAAGAAGCAUGUUCCCACGUCCCCCGUCCUCUCAGCCUGUCUCCAUGUGCUUGGAUGCUCAGUUGUGACAUCCUGGAGAGAAUUUUUAUGCACCCACUUGCGCUUCCUGGAGAAGGACUGGCUUGUCCAGGCCAGGAUGAAGUCAUCGUAUCCCUUUCUGACGGAAUGAGAAGAAGCUGUACAACAACUACCUUUGAGUUGUCACCAUCCCCAUUUCCCUGCCAUGGCCCACUUCUGUGUUUGAGCUGAUCAGGGUUAUGGGGGAGAAGAGCUGGGAAAUGUAUUUCAGGAUGGAUGCAAAGCACUUGUGUUUUAAGUGCCACCUGCAAAGGGAGGCAUUUUUCAAAUCUGCCUCCUUUUGUUCCCCAUAUCCUCUGGCUGGAGGUGGGUCUUUGUGUUCCUGGGCUCUGGGUGAGCAUUCACAGAGCAUAGGCAGCCUUCGUCCCAGACCCAGCAGGGUCUGGCAUUUCAUAUGAGAUAUGGAGGAACAUACCCUCUCUCUUGAGGCUGUGGGUCAUGGAAAAUCUCAGUGAACUUGGCUUAAACCCCUGAUCCACCGUAUGUGACAGGGGACUGGACCGUCUCUGAGCCUGUCUAUGAAAUGUAGCCUUCAGUGCAGUCUUGCCCGCAGUGACCUGGCCUGUAGGAAGACUGGCACUGGUGUGGCUUUACUUCUCUGGAGGCUAUUUUCUUAUCUGUUAACAAAAGUUAGAGGACUCACUUGUAAGGUUGGUGGGAGCCCCAGAAUUUAAAUAUUUUCCAAAAUAUCCCAUUGCAAUAUUGCACUUUUGCUUUUUAUUGACAUGGAUCUGUGGAGGCAUUGUGAGCUCAUAAUAAAAUUAUACAGCACCACGUCGGGUAGAAUAAUUUGAGAAACGAUCACUCCCUAAAGCCUUUUUUUUUAAAAUUGAAGAAUAAGAUUUUAGAAAGAAAAACACAGAGAUAUACCCCAAAGAAAAUAAAAACAUAAUCACUCAUAUGGCCCUUGGACUUUCUGAAAGAAUGGAAAUAAUACAUGUGUAUCACUAAAAAACUCAAGCAGUCCGGAAAUAUUAAAAGGAAAAGUGAAAGCUCUUUCUACUUUCAUGUUUUUUCUUAAUGGUGAACGCUGUUACAGCCUUUUGUGAAUCUUUUUAGGAAAAAAUGCAUGCUGGAAAAUAUCUGUUUCUGUCCAGGUGUUAUUUAAAAGUGCAGGCUAACGAGUUGUGCUGUGCACAUACACAGACAGCGGCUGAAGAUUCGCUCUUUCUGUACCACCAGCUUCAGCUCCAGUGUACUCACUUUGCGCACUUGAAUGGAUGUCUAUCACCAAAGAUUUAUUAACAGCAGGGUGUUUGUAAAGAGGGCCAGCUUCGUGAUUUAAAUGAAUAAAGACGGGAUUUUGUGUGUUCAUUAUUGGAGGAAGUACUUGCAAUGGAUUGCAAUAACUUCCCUGCCAAAGGUAACUGCUUUUUUGGCAAGGAGUAAGGAAAACAAACAAAAGGAAAGGAGGAUUGAGGGACAAGAGCCAUGAAGCUUUGCCCUACUUGAAUAUACCCCGAGUUGUUCUACAGAUCACUGAAGGGCAUUGGAAGGUGUGAAGGGAAGGCUGUUUUCCUCUGCUUUGAAGGGAGUCAGUCUCUGGGCCAGGAAAGACACAGGGAGGCAAAGGGGUGAGGGAAAACCUUGUAUGAAGAAAUAUGGGCUACAAAUAAAGUUUAAAUUU
Molecule: messenger RNA, 5427 nt
Organism: Callithrix jacchus (white-tufted-ear marmoset)
Lineage: Eukaryota; Metazoa; Chordata; Mammalia; Primates; Cebidae
Gene: PAX1
Product: paired box 1
Biological process (GO): regulation of transcription by RNA polymerase II; anatomical structure development
Molecular function (GO): RNA polymerase II cis-regulatory region sequence-specific DNA binding; DNA-binding transcription factor activity, RNA polymerase II-specific
Source: RefSeq, a predicted model, not a curated record